Molecule: messenger RNA, 1876 nt
Organism: Ctenopharyngodon idella (grass carp)
Lineage: Eukaryota; Metazoa; Chordata; Actinopteri; Cypriniformes; Xenocyprididae
Gene: hmox2a
Product: heme oxygenase 2a
Exons: 6
Coding region: 149-1066 (305 amino acids)
Biological process (GO): heme oxidation; response to oxidative stress; heme catabolic process
Molecular function (GO): heme binding; heme oxygenase (decyclizing) activity
Source: RefSeq, a predicted model, not a curated record
AUUGUGUCACUCAUUUGAGCGAAUUCAGACGCCAUUCUACUUCCUGUUUGAGGCGGGAUUAGUUUUGUAAACACGCAUACAAUAUGAUGUGAACUACAGCAGACCGUAAACACUGCAUAUCAGAGGAGAACCAGACAUAAAUAACACAAUGGCUGCAGAUUCAACAGAGGACAUCCUCACUGAAAGCGAUGAUGAUAUUCUCAGUCCUAAUGACCUGUCAGAAGUGUUGACGGCUGGAACCAAGGAAUCUCACGACAAAGCAGAGAACUCGCCAUUUGUCAAGGACUUCCUGAGGGGCCGAAUCAAACGAGAACUUUUUAAGCUCGGCACAACUGCCCUGUACUACGUUUAUUCUGCCAUUGAGGAAGAGAUUGAGAAGAAUAAGGACCAUCCCAUGUUUGCUCCACUAUAUUUCCCCUCUGAGCUUCACCGGCAAGAUGCCUUGGCCAAAGACCUGGAGUAUCUCUACGGUGAAGACUGGGAGAGCAAGAUCUCCUGCUCGGCGGCCACGAGGCCCUACGUAGACCGCAUUCACGAGGUGGGUCGCAACGACCCAGUUCUUUUGGUUGCACACGCUUGGACCCGCUACAUGGGUGACCUAUCAGGAGGCCAGAUUCUAAAGAAAGUGGCUCAGCGGGCCCUGAAACUGCCCCCUACUGGUGAGGGAUUGAACUUCUACCAUUUUGAGGGCAUCCACAACCCCACGGCCUUCAAGAGGCUGUACCGCAGUCGGAUGAACGAGCUGGAAGUGGAUGCUGAGACCAAAGAGAAGCUGCUAGACGAAGCCAACCUGGCUUUUAAAUUUAAUUUGGACGUAUUCACAGAGUUGCAGGAGAUUGGGAAAGACAUAAAGGAGGAAGUGCAGGACAUUGGCUUCCCUGCACAUGGGGAUAUGGGUGGAGACAUCAGUAAAUGUCCCUACUAUGCAGCCAAAAUGGCGGUUAGUGGAAACACAGCCUACGCAUGUCAGUUUGCCAAGAUGCUGCUUCGACAAUCAACAGUACAGGUGAUUCUGGCCACAUGGGUUGCUGCUGUUGCCGGAUUGGCUGCCUGGUACCUCAUGUGAUCACCUUUGCCCGAGUCAUCCAAUCAGAAAUGAAAAUAGGAAACUGCUCGACUUCAAAGUGAAAAUCUUUCACUCGCUGGGAUAUAAAUGUUUAAAGACCUUAAAGGGUAAGUUCACCCAAAAAUGAAAAUUCUGUCAUUAAUUACUCACCCUCAUGUCGUUCCACACCCGUAAGACCUUCGUUCAUCAUCGGAACACAAAUUGAGCCAUCAGAUUUGAUCAAAAAUAUCUUAAUUUGUGUUCUGAAGAUGAACGAAGGUCUUACGGGUGUGGAACGACAUGAGGGUGAGUAAUUAAUGACAGAAUUUUCAUUUUUGAGUGAACUAACCCUUUAACUAGACCCUCAGUCUGUACAACAUAUUUGUAUUAAAUACAAUGCAAGUUUUUAGUCAUACUGAGAGAAGGAAAAUUAUGUUCUUUAUCCUGUUUUCACUCUUAGUCAAGAGUGUAAGCACACUUUUAAGGGCAUGCAAAAAGUAAAGACAUUGGAGUUGCUUAAAAUGAAACAUUUUAAUGUAAGAACUGUAUCUUUGCACAUUGUAGUACACAUUUUCAUUGAAAAUAUAUUCAGGUACAUCGCUGUGGUGCAGUGAAUGAUCCAUAAGAAUGUUGUCUGACCAGAUUUCUAGGUCCGUGUUUUCCCAAAUCAUGGAAAUACAGAGGAGACUUAGACUCGGCUUUGUUGUCCCAUUUAGGGAAACUACGAUUGCAGCAAGAACACUAACCACAUCCAUGUACAUAUCAAAUAAACUAUUUCAUCUACAAAAUCAUAAUUAUAAACAAUAAAAUUGUCCAAAAUGCACAUUAAAA